This is a messenger RNA of Rhodamnia argentea, 2441 nucleotides long. RefSeq names its product DEAD-box ATP-dependent RNA helicase 53, mitochondrial-like. The transcript has 8 exons. Gene Ontology annotation, molecular function: ATP binding; nucleic acid binding. Bases 177 to 2081 code for a protein of 634 amino acids. Lineage: Eukaryota; Viridiplantae; Streptophyta; Magnoliopsida; Myrtales; Myrtaceae. The record is from RefSeq and is a predicted model, not a curated record.
GAAUUCUCGUUCUCACAGUCACACAUAAACCCUCGACGGCAUUUCUCAUUUCCUCCUCUGCCUCGCAGCAUCACCUUCCCUAAAACCCCCACUCCUUCCUCCCUUCUUAAACCCUAAUCCCUCUCUUUAUCUCUCUCUCUCUCUCUCUCUUCCCUGAGCGUGCAUCUCCGAACAAGAUGAUGCACAUCGUUCUGCGGAAGACGUCAUCCUCGCCGAUCGCCUCGAAGCGCGCGCUCUCGGCCGCUCUGACCUCCCUCGGAACCCUACUUCACCAUCCCCAAUCGCUCGCCGCGUCCUCGGAUGGCGCGCUUGCCGGCGAGCCGAGUCAUUUCCCGGCCCACGGAGGGCUCCUGAGGCCGCCGUCGUGGUUCGGUGGCUCGGUGAGGGGGUUCCGCGCGGGUCCCGGGCCGUUGGGGUUCAGGGCUUCGGGGGUUUCGCAGGCCGAGUUCGCUGUCGACGAUUUUGCGCCCUACGACGAGGAGAAAUCGCCGGCGGGGAGUAGUAGUGAUGAAGGUCUCGAGAUUGCGAAGCUCGGGAUUGCUCAGGAGAUCGUCUCUGCUUUGGCUGAGAAGGGCAUAACUAAGCUCUUUCCUAUACAGAAAGCUGUGCUUGAACCAGCAAUGCAAGGGAGGGACAUGAUUGCCCGAGCCAAAACUGGAACGGGGAAAACUCUUGCUUUUGGGAUCCCCGUCAUGGACAAGAUAAUUCAGUUUAAUGCAAAACAUGGGCGUGGGAGGAAUCCCUUGGCUUUAAUCUUGGCUCCAACAAGAGAACUUGCACGGCAAGUUGAGAAAGAAUUUUAUGAGUCUGCUCCCAAUUUGGAUACUAUUUGUGUUUAUGGGGGUACACCCAUCGGCGUCCAAAUGAGGAAGCUUGACUAUGGUGUUGAUGUUGUUGUUGGAACACCUGGUCGUGUUAUUGACCUGCUCAAGAGAGGUUCACUAAACUUAUCGGAAGUCCAAUUUAUUGUCCUUGAUGAAGCGGAUCAGAUGCUUGCAGUGGGGUUUGAGGAAGAUGUUGAAACAAUAUUACAGAGGUUGCCACAGAACAGGCAGAGUAUGAUGUUUUCAGCGACAAUGCCAACUUGGAUAAAAAGCCUCACCAGGAAAUAUUUAAAGGAUCCGUUGACUAUUGAUUUGGUUGGAGAUUCUGAUCAAAAGUUAGCGGAAGGUAUUUCACUCUAUUCGAUUGCAUCUGACACGUAUGGAAAAGCAUCAAUCAUUGGACCUCUAAUAACAGAGCAUGGAAAAGGUGGAAAGUGCAUUGUUUUUACUCAAACAAAAAGAGAUGCCGAUAGAUUGGCAUAUGCUAUGGGCAGGAACUUUAAAUGUGAGGCUUUGCAUGGGGAUAUUUCACAAAGCCAGAGGGAGAGAACACUUUCUGGUUUCCGGGAUGGGCAUUUUAAUAUUCUAGUGGCGACAGAUGUUGCUUCCCGUGGUCUUGAUAUUCCCAAUGUUGAUUUGAUCAUACAUUUUGAACUUCCAAACAAUUCAGAGAUUUUUGUCCAUCGCUCUGGUCGAACAGGGCGAGCUGGUAAGAAAGGAAAUGCGAUCAUCAUCUACACACGGGAGCAGACAAGGGCCGUGAAGCUUAUUGAGCGAGAAGUGGGAUGUCGAUUUAUCGAGCUUCCCAGUAUAGCUGUUGAGGGAGGAAGUGCAGAUAUGUUCAAUGACUUUGGUGGUGGCGGUCGAUUUGGCUCAUCUGGUGGUGGAAGAGAACGUCGUUUCGGUGAUUCGGGAUCUGGACGUGGUCAAAGAGGUUCAGACUUCGGUCGAUAUGGAAGUUCUAGCAACUCUAGUCGUUUUGGUUCCUUCGGUGGUCCUAGUACAGGUCUGUCUGGCGGAGGCUUUGGUAACUCAAACCGAUCCGGGAAUUUUGGUGGUUCUGGUUUUGGUCGCCCUUCAGGAUUUGGCAAUCGCUCCAACAGCUUUGGAGACUCUGGCUCGGGUCGCACUGGUGGAUUUGGCAACAAAAGUUCCACCAGGAGUGGUGGUUUUGGAGACAAUAAUUCUAGCCGAAGUGGGGGUUUUGGCGACUCUUAUUCCAGCCGUUUUGGCGGCUUUGGUGAUAAUAAAAGUUGAUGAUCUGUAAACUGGAAGAUCAUCCAAUACAGUUGAAGGUCGCAGGUGCCUAGAAGAGAUAUAAAGUUUUUACUGAGGUAAUUUAAUGCCAUUGACAUCAAAGCUUUCUGCACACAUUCUGUUUUGCUGGGAGGACACGGUCUCCGCAGGGACUUUUACUGAACCGAAGAGGAGAUUGGUGAAGUGGCGAAGUUAGUGUGAACUGCAUAGCGCUCUUUGUUGUCGAUAUCUAUUAUAUGUUAUCAUUUUUAUGGGGAAUAAACUGUAGUUGAGAUCCAACAUGAGAAAAAAGAGGUUUUCGUAUCUUUGUAACUUUUUUUUUUGUCUUUUUCGCAUCAGUAUUUAAACGUAAUUUCACUU